GAUGGCCGUCGCGUGCCGAUUGUUGCUCUGAUUGUUUACUACGAUUUUAAAAGUUUUUGCCGAACAAAACAUAAUCUUUUACCAUAGAACCUUAGUUUAAGUUAUUUCCUGAACAAAACCCGUGGUAUAUAGUGCUUCUUUAAAGUGUUUUGCUUAGUUUUUCUUUCAAAAAGUGUUUUAAGUGUGAGAUGCUACCAGUUUUCUAAGAGUGGUUUAACAGAGGAAUGUUGUGAUAAAAUUCCAAGUGGAUAGUGCAUUUUAAAAAAUUAAAGCAGCUGGGAUUAGCUUCAUUUAUUCUUAAAGAUGGCGUUGUUCAACUAAGAUGUAGCUACAUGAGACUGUCAAGGAACAUGUCAAAGGUGUACAGGGAAAUGGGCAAACAGGAUAUCAGUUGGCGGAGAGUUAUAGUGUUGAUGUGUGUGUAUGUGCUGUGUUGUGAUUGUGUCAGUGGCAAACAGAUGAGUGAGACACUGCAGAGGGCGUUAUCAGCGGUGCGAGGACCGAGCCCUGGGGCGAAGAAGCUGUUGAAUAUACCCGAAGAUGGAGCCGAUCCUCUCCCCGGGAAGCACGUGCCGUUGGAGAGCUAUGAAAGCGAGCUGGAAAGAGAACAUGCCUUGCCUACGUCCGUACCGAACGCUGACAUACUCAAGACUAACAGCAAUCCUACCUACCACAAGCCGAGGCCGCCCGCCCACCACGGCGCCUCAUUGCUCGCUGGCGUGGGUGCUGUGCCCUCAUACGCUCCACCGGGCAGAGCAUUCUUCACACCACCACUGCCGCCAGAGUACAGGAAUAACCCGUUUGCUGAUAAGCCGACACUUAGAGGCACAAACACAGAUGGGAACAGUUAUCUCAACAGACGGCCUAUACCACCACCCUCUCUCGGACCAGGUCAUGAACGGAUCCCUAUAAGACCGCCUGGACAGGAAACGUCCUCGCCGCAAGUGCCAGCUCCCCCACCCGCGCCACCCCUGCCUCCAGUUGGACUCGAGCCGAAGAAAAAAGCACUGAACACACCAAGCUUUAAGCCCGACGAGUUGGACGGUGAUAAACAUGGCACGGAUCAAGCAAACUUCACGGAUUUUGUACCAAAUUCGCUGAACAUCCCAACUAUUUCGAGGAUACUCUCUGGCUCGAACGGCAGGAAAGAAGAUAUUCCCGAUGUUCUUCUAAGAACUGUUACUGCGAAGCCCCAACACAGUCCGGAUAAAACAUCUAAGAGCGAUAUAUAUGUGAUGAAGGACGCCGGUGUUACACUCAGUGAUUCUAACAAGGACAGCUCAACGGAAGGCGUCCUAGCAGUCCUGGAUCCAGACAUGAAUAACUUAGAUAGGCCCUUGAUUAUAGAACAAAAUAGCGAGACUAACACCAGAAGAAAUCUACAAUACGCCACAAACAAGCAGGCGGAUAGAAAUGAUAGUAGAAAAGACGACUACACACCAGCGACAACCAUGGGCUUCGAACUCAGCGAUCCGGAAAUGUCCACCGAGAGAUAUCACAACUUAGCAAACGUUAAUUCAGACAAAAAGAUUCUGAAACACGACAAAAGCAACGGUCCAGUGCAAAGUCCGAGCACUACUUUGGACCUAGCGUGGAAUGUCCACAUAUAUUCUUCCACAUUCAUGUUUACCAUACUCGCUGGUUUCUCAAUAUUCAAGAUCAUCAAAUACGAUAAAACAACACACCUCUUCAAUCAAUAUUAUUUCAUAAUAAUUCACCUAAUAUUAGUAUUCGUUUGUCUCAUGAGAAUAUUCUACAUGUUCUACGAUCCUUACAACAUUAACUAUUCACUUCCUGUAUUUAUAAGCGAGAUUCUUCUUCACGUUCCCGAAAUAUUCCUCAGCAUAGCCUUCGCUUCCACAAUUUUAUUCCUCACCACUAGAAUAAAUUUCAAACCAUCCUGCUGCGCGUUUCUGUUUCGUUCUAGAACUGUAAUAGUAGGGGGUAGUAUACACUUAUUGUUCUGUGUAAUGUUGCAUAUCCUUGAAAAUAGUAAUACAAUUAUUAGGACUCACCAGGGAGUCGAAAAAAGGGUAUUAGGUCUAACUUGUCAAAUUAUAUUUAUCAUGGCGUGCUUAACUCUCGGGCUAUGCUACCUCUACGUGUAUAAAAUGCUUAAAGCAGUUUUGCAAAAGAAGAGUCACACUUACGUCCACGGCACCCAGAAUCUCUACCAGGCCAUCCACGUUAACUUGGCCACGGCCUUGCUUUUCCUUUUAAUGGCAGUUCUACAGAUUUAUGGUAUAGUUAGCAUAUAUCAGGUUACUAUGACGAAAUUCGAUUGGAUACAGUGGGGCUAUCAGUUCUCGUUGCGUUUGAUCGAGAUCAGCGUAAUAGCCCUUAUCUCCUGGGUGAUAAGUCUGAAACUUGACGAUCAAAUGAUAUCUGGAAUAAAUAUAUUCCCCUGUACGGCGGGAUCUAGUAAUGAACAAUUUGAAUCAGACUAUCCAGCCGUAUGCAACACAAACACCAACCUCCAUACAUACACUCUUAGAACUGGUAAACCAAUUUACGAGACCGCUGGUCCGCAUCCCAGUAUACCCGAACAAUGCUAUCCCAUAGAACAUCCGAGGUAUCAGUUAAACACAUUAGCUGGUAACUGCGAUAAUAAUUCGGGCAACGAAAACUAUUCCGGUAAUAGUUCAAUUGCGAACGCUGCUCACAGUAGUUCAACAGAAUCUAGUAAUGCCCCAUCCAGCCAGGGCGUGACCAACCACUUGAUCAAACAUCAUCCCAAUAUGGCAGGUUACAAUGGGAUAGAAUCUGCAUCAGAUGAUCACUAUUCCAACUGCGAUCCCGCGCUGCAAUCCCUACAAGGGGACGAUCCGUUAGAACACGAAUAUAACUUCAUCCAGUAUGGCAGCAACAGCGACUUCAUUCGUGACAGCAAAAAUCCGAAUUAUAACGGGUCUAAUCGUAGUUCACAUAACUUCAAACACAUGUCCUACGACCGUGUCUCGUCCAGGACGAAUAGCAAUCCUCGCAAGAAGCAAAGAGCGAAGAAUAAAAACGUCCAGAAUUCUAUGACCAUGGGUUACGAUCAGGCCAUGAGUCACCACUAUCACCAACCCCACAUGCCUGAUGAGUACGGCAAUUAUAAUGCAGAGAAUGCCUCCUACCACGCAUCAGGGAUACAGACUUUAAACCCGAACAGGAGCUACGAAGGCCCCUGUCAUCAGAUCAGGUCGUCCCAACGUCGUAAUUCACCAUCUGCCUCAAUGGUGAACUCGAGCGGAAGUCAGAAACGUGGUAAGGGGGCCGGCUUCCCCGAUAGACCGAAGUCCACAGAUUUAUACGGUUUCUCGGAGGAACCAAACGAGAGAAAUCAUCCCUGUAGUUUAGGCACUCCUCAACCAGCGCCUAGGAAUUGUAGUUACGAAGCGGCCUAUUCCCAGCCACAGGACGGGUUAAACCCGGACGAAGGGCCUAGUAUGUUGGUCGCCCAGGACGGUUUCGUUAGGUUUAGGCCAUUGGAAGAUGGGCCCUCGCAAACCUGAUUCACCAUCAAUCUGUCGUCCGCGGCAGAGAAUCUAAGUUUUUAGGACGUCCAGUCCUGGGCGACACAGACUACGCUUGAUUAUCUGUGUUGCAGUAAUUGUAUAUUGUAAAUGAAUAGGUUAGCGGUGCCCAAGUACCACUGCCUUUUGUAAAUAGCAUUUAUUUUCAUUUAUUUUAGAAAACUUGUAAUAUAUAAGUUUUAUAAUAUCUCGAUGACGAGCCACAAUUUUAUUUAACGAAUUACGUAAUCAAUGUUGAAUUAUCCUCACACUGUCUAGUGUAUGUUUAAAACGACCAUUAAUGUUGCCAUUAUCAUCGUCAGAGUCGUGUCUAAAAUAGUUACUCCGAUAUCAUAAUCUAGCCUCGGUUUGUUUUUAAAUAAAGCCUAUUUGCUUAUUGUAAAAUAUCUUGCUAUUACACAUAUUAUAAAUAAACAUACUAAUGACAUUAUUUUAGACACGACAGCUGAUCAUAAUUUAUAGUUAUCAGUCAUUUAUUAUGAAAUGACAAUUUAAAUAUAUGUGAUAAUCUAAUACACUUUGUUUUUAAAAACUCUGUCCAUAACUUAUGUAAGGAAUAUAUCAAAUAAUGUAAAAUUCUCAAAGACUUGCCGAUAAUAUGAAAAAUUUAACACUUGAUUAAUUCAAGUGUCACCAAUUCCUUUGAGGAGGGCGAGUUCGUAGAGAGGUACAUAAUACGCCGACAUCUCGAUGUUUCACAGCUGUCAUUAAAUUUUAUAUCAAUAGAUAUAAGUAUGUUGUGUUUGUAUCACAUUUACUGUAUGUUAUUAUUUAUGCUCCUCAUAUAUAAUUUACACAUAACUCGGUGUUAAAAUUAUCGACAUUUAUUCAGUGUUACCACAUUUUAUUGCGUCACUAUGAAAGAUUUUUUAGAACUAGUCACAUUGAAAUAUCUAUUUUCUGCCUUGGAAGUGAAUACGCGAAUUUUAUAUAACGGUUUAGUGGAGAAAAAAAAAUAAUAUCAUGAUAUACAAACAGAUAGAAUCGUUACUUAUACAAGAUAUAAAAUAUACAUUACGUAAAAUGUUGUCACUACAAUAGAUAGGUUAAAUAAUUGUGUAAAUUAGAAUUAUAAUAUUUAAAAAAUAAAAAAAUACAAUUUUAUUGGUGAAUCAAUGUUAAUUUGGAUUAAGCCGUGCUCAUGUUAUCAUAAUUCCUAUGUAAAUAAAUUAAUUAAGUGUGGUAAAUGUAUUAACUACCGUAUGAAGCCACUUUUAUUUCGUUUGUAUCUGUAAGUUUUGUAUAUAAACGGUACUGCGGUAACAGACGUCUUGGAAAUUACAUUCGUGCGUUCUUCUUUCGUUGUAAAUUAUAUGUAUUUUACUUUUUUAUAUAUAUUUUAAAGACUGUACCUAUUCUCAUCAUUUAACAAAUUGACAACUGACAUUUAUUAUGUAUAAAUUAAAAUAAAAAGUAUUGCGAAAUAUAA
This is a messenger RNA of Danaus plexippus (monarch butterfly), 4947 nucleotides long. RefSeq lists its product as uncharacterized. Bases 333 to 3497 code for a protein of 1054 amino acids. Lineage: Eukaryota; Metazoa; Arthropoda; Insecta; Lepidoptera; Nymphalidae. The record is from RefSeq and is a predicted model, not a curated record. The transcript has 7 exons.